AUGGAAUAUUCAUGUUUGUAUCUUCGCAUUUACCUGGUCUUGUGUUGCUUUAAUCUUAUCAUAUUAACUUACUCAUCCUCUUCUACGUGGCCAUUAUGCCACGAAAAUGAGAGCAAGGCCUUGCUGCAGUUCAAGCACAACUUUGUCAUUGACAAGCUUGCUUCUGUUGACGCUUCUGCUUAUCCAAAACUUGAAUCGUGGAAGCUACUUGAUGGAAAGAGCAACGGUUGCUGCUCAUGGGAUGGUGUCGAGUGUGACCAUGACACCGGUCAUGUGAUCGGCCUCGACCUCAGCAGUAGCUUACUCUAUGGUUCUAUCAACUCCAACAGCAGCCUAUUCACCCUUCUCCACCUUCGUAGCCUAAACCUUGCUGAUAAUAACUUUAAUUGCUCCGAAAUGCCUUCCGAAAUUGGAAAUCUUUCAAGGCUGUCUAGUCUCAAUCUAUCCAACUCUGCAUUUUUUGGUCAGAUUCCUUCAGAAAUCUCCUCUCUUUCCACACUGAUUAUCCUCGAUCUGUCUGCGAAAAUUUUUGGCGGGUUUCCACCUGUUUUGCUUAAAAGAUGUUCGUUGUAUGGUGAAUUUCCAAUGGACAUUUUUCGUCUACCAAAACUGCAGAUUCUUGAUGCAGCUUGGAACGAAAAUCUCACUGGCUCUCUACCUGAAUUUCAAAACAAUAGUCGCCUUGAGGAAUUGAUACUCACGGGCACGGGCUUCUACGGUAAACUCCCAGAUUCAAUUGGUAGACUUGAAUCCUUACGUUAUUUGAGUUUGAGUCAAACUUGUUUAUCUGGGACACUUCCAUCUUCACUUGGGAAUCUAACCCGGCUCACUUUACUGAAACUUCAAUUGUGCAACUUCAAUGGCCAGAUUCCUUCGUCGUUAGCAAACCUAUCACAACUAACUAUGUUAUUAAUUGGCUCUAACAACUUUGACGCAGGGCCACUUCCUUUACCGCCAGGGAAGCUACUCAAACUCACUGUCUUAUCUGCACAAGGAAUAAAUUUACAAGGUGAGAUCCCACUGUCGUUUGCAAACCUUACCCAACUUUCAUAUUUAUUCAUUGGCAGAAACAACCUCAAAGGUAAAAUCCCAUCCUGGUUCAUGAACCUCACCCAAUUAACAUUACUAGGACUUGAAGACAAUAACUUUCAUGGCAUGAUUCCUAGAUCAAUCACUCAACUCAAGCGUCUUGAGCAUUUGAGUCUCUAUUCUAACAGCUUCACUGGUAUAGUGGAGCUAGACAUGUUUAUGAAACUCCCAAACCUGUCGAGUUCCCUAGCAUUCUGA
Messenger RNA from Rhododendron vialii, 1287 nucleotides. Its product is annotated as receptor-like protein 7. Gene Ontology annotation, molecular function: protein binding. The transcript is spliced from 2 exons. The record is from RefSeq and is a predicted model, not a curated record. Lineage: Eukaryota; Viridiplantae; Streptophyta; Magnoliopsida; Ericales; Ericaceae. Bases 1 to 1287 code for a protein of 428 amino acids.